AUGCAAAAAGGCCAUUUCGCGUCAGAUGCUGGUUGCAAAGCAACCGGCCUCGCAAAGCGUCAGCCAUCACAUGCCAUACCUUCCGCAAGCCUGGCUUUUUGCCUUUCCCGCAACUCCGUUUCCAGCCUUCUCUGUUCAGCCCCUUCGGUCUCCCCUUCGACCUUUGCUUCAACAGGCUUCUCUUGCAUCUGGGACAAUUUUAUCCCCACUUUGGCCGCUUCUUGCUCGACUUCACUUCGUAGACGUCGAGCCACGAAUUAUCUGCAACACGGUUUCGGUGGGCUACUCUCGCAAUUGGGCAUUUUAAUGACAACUUUGCUGCUAUUCGGAAUUGUCGCCGUCCAUGCAGAUGAUGGAGAGACGGGAUGGAGCGGCGCUUCUUCGUCCGGUUUCGUGAUUGCGCCCUCUUCAUCGCUGAGCCCAUUUACAGGCCCAACUGCGGCUCCAGACUCGUACAGGCCGCAAGACACAAUUGAGCCUUCUACAUCUUACUUGAGACCUUUUGCUACAGGCAGAUAUUCACACUAUGCCUCUAUGACAACCAACAAUGACCAGCAUCAAGUGUCCCAUAGAUCAGAUGGUCCAAUGCAAUACUCGCGUGUUGUAAGGAAAUGGUGUGGAAACGAAUUGGUAUCAGUGCUAAGGGAAGUCUGCAAAAUGCGAGGCUUUUACUCACCGGACAACUAUCUUCGCCAGAAGCGUGGUAAGCCCAUGAUUUAUGCCAAAUUAACCAAAAAUAUUGCAAUUCCUUUUAAAUUUAUGAAGAGGGUAAAUUGUACCAAAAACUUGUGA
Molecule: messenger RNA, 792 nt
Organism: Protopolystoma xenopodis
Lineage: Eukaryota; Metazoa; Platyhelminthes; Monogenea; Polystomatidea; Polystomatidae
Source: the annotation of a GenBank genome assembly